Messenger RNA from Rhododendron vialii, 1638 nucleotides. RefSeq lists its product as uncharacterized. The record is from RefSeq and is a predicted model, not a curated record. The transcript is spliced from 8 exons. NCBI's taxonomy places the organism in Eukaryota, Viridiplantae, Streptophyta, Magnoliopsida, Ericales, Ericaceae. Bases 244 to 1383 code for a protein of 379 amino acids.
UUUGCCAUGAGCUUUGAGUUGGUCAAGUCAUGGGGUGGAUGAGUCUCUCUCUCUCUCCUAUGUGUAGGUUCUUGACAAGAAGAAGACGAUAACCAAGAAACGGCUAGAGAGAGAAAGUGGCUCACUUAAACCACACUCUUCUCCUGCGUCUGAUCCCUUGCGACCUACUCAAAUAUAAAUUGACUUCUAGUCUUGUAAUCUAGUUCUAGAGAGAGAGUGAAGGGGUGGUAUUAGCAAGGGAAAAUGGGUAGGAAACAAGACCAAGGUGGUUCUCUGAGGAGUAAAGCUGCCCACUUUGUAUCUGACGUUACCACAGUCUUCCUCAACCCAAUAUCUGAUAAACCCUCCACGGAAGACAAACACCCCCAAUCAGAUGAUGAGACUGAGCCAGAAACAAAUCAACUAGAGUCAGUUACGGAAGAAGGUUCUUCGGAUUCAGUUGAUGAGCCUGAUACGUCUUCUUUUACUGCAUUUCUUUAUUCACUACUAUCAUCGUCCAAAUCUGGAACUAAUUCCAACCCUGAAGGGCAAAAAGAGAAUAAAGAGGGGAGUGGCAAACUAGCAUCUGACUCAAUAGCAAUCAAAGAAAGUAGUGGAAAGAGAAGUUUAUUUUCUAGGGGUAAACAAUCCAUCGGUAGAGCGCUUUAUCAGGCUGCCAGAUUAGGUGGGUAUCGAAACCAAGCCUCAGGAAACAAGGGCAGUUCUGACAUGACAAUCAGUGGCGGUAACAAUUCUACAGCUGUUGAAGAUGUGGGUAUUCCUUUGCAAAUGAUGAGUGAAUCAGUGGAUUUGGACGAUCUUCCAGAAAUUUCUGAACCGUCAUUGCUUCUGACUGAGAAAACACGGAGUACUCUUUAUCAUGCACUUCCAGUACUUGUUCAGGGGAGGAAUUGGGUAUUACUCUACAGCACAUGGAGGCACGGCAUUUCACUUGCUACGCUUUACAGGAGAAGCAUGCUUUGUCCUGGUCUUAGUAUGCUGGUUGUUGGUGACCGUAAAGGUGCAGUGUUUGGUGGCUUAGUUGAGGCACCCUUGAGAGCAACAAACAAGAGAAAAUAUCAGGGAACGAAUGAUUCAUUUGUUUUCACAAAUACACCAGGACAUCCAGUGAUAUUUCGGCCCACAGGUAUCAAUCGCUACUUCACUUUGUGCUCCACUGAAUAUCUAGCUUUGGGUGGGGGAAGUCACUUCGCACUUUAUUUGGAUGGUGAUCUGUUAAAUGGAUCAAGUUCAGCCUCAGACACAUACGGGAACUCUUGUUUGGCAUGCUCUGAAGAUUUUGAAGUGAAGGAAAUUGAGUUGUGGGGCUUUGUAUAUGCUUCAAAGUAUGAAGAGAUGGUCUCUUUGUUGCGGACAGAGACACCUGGAAUUGCCCGGUGGUAAAUGAUCUUUGCUUGAAGCAGAGCAUGCUCUUUCAAUGUCAUGAAUCAUCUGUCUUCGGAUCAGGAUGUUUCAGAUCGCGCACUCGUUUGCUUUACUAAAUAACAACUGCAGGUGUAAGACAUAGAUGUAUAUAUCAAGCCAUACAAGUUACCUUGUACAGAAUGGGAUCUGCUCUCUUGUGUAUCUAAUGAGAGUUUGUGAUUGUUGAAGGCCAGUUUUGACUAUACCGUGAACUACUUGAGCACGUUUAAAACA